This is a messenger RNA of Exophiala xenobiotica, 1489 nucleotides long. RefSeq lists its product as uncharacterized. The coding region runs from base 236 to 574 and encodes 112 amino acids. The transcript has 2 exons. Lineage: Eukaryota; Fungi; Ascomycota; Eurotiomycetes; Chaetothyriales; Herpotrichiellaceae. The record is from RefSeq and is a predicted model, not a curated record.
UACUAACGUUAGCUUCCAUCCCGGCUGUCAGGACAAAUUAACACGCGCCCGACACGGGCCAGCGACGCGAGGGGGAAAUAUCACCCUUUCUGUCUUUCCAUCUUUCUGCAUGCAUGUGCAAGCAAACCCUUUAUCUUUCUUUUCUCCUUCUUUUCCCCUUCAGCUUUCCAUCCGUUGUAAAACGGGAAAAUCCAACUUCCUCGGGAGUUGAGGCCAGUUACACUCCGUAUGGAAAAUGAGAAUGCCACGGGGACUCUCUGCAGAAAGUGCUGACUCGCGAGAAUGCAACCCCCUCAACCCCUUACAUAUCAUACAAACGGGGCCCUCCCGCCUACCAUCAACACAAACGCGUCUUCCCUCAUCCUCUACUCUGCUGACUCGCACACAAAACAAAUCCGAGUUGAUCAAUCGGCGAUCCCCCUCGAGGACAGGAAAAGGAGAAAGAAGAGUCACCGAUCUGAUCCGCCCCAUGUUCCUAAUCCUAAACAUCAUCAAGCGUCAGCCGGGGUGCAAUCGGGGUCAGCAAUUACAGUCAGCAGCCCACCGCGUACGGCUCCCUGGAAUCAAUAUUUGAAGCUGCACUCUCAUCUUCAUUAAAACCCCAGUCUCCUUUCGCUCGCCAGCAGGAAGGAGUUCGGCCUACUUCAAGCAUACAUACAGGAACGGACAAAGAAAAGAGGUAAGCCCUUGCAGCGACUGAACACAUUUUGCAGGAACAACGCCUUUCUAGCCCAACAGUAUGGCAUCCUCAGCCAAAACAGCCACGGACAAAGUACCAUCAUGAAGCGGCGACCAAAGGUUCGAGGCAGUACCGUCAAGCGAAACACAGUAGAAAGACAUUUUGGGAGGACCAAGAAUAAUAUUUGGACGAUUAAUGCCAUGCCGCCAGGUUUCAACCUCAGCAAUAAGCGGCACCAUACUACGAUACCCAGCACCUCCUCAGCAUCGACCGUUUGUUCCAAACACUUCUCCCGCUUUUCUUUUCGCCAAUACAAUCUGAUGGACGAUACCCCACGCCCGUGACGGCUUUCGAAACCCAGCCGUGGAAAACCAAGCUCUCAAUUUCAGGACAAUGUCCCUCCCAUACCCGAACGACCUGAAAAUCGCCGGAAGAUGAUCAACGAUGACCCAAGUGGACGAUCGUGACACAUCUAGAACCGAAGAUGGGAAACAGUUGUGUGAUGAGAAGCUGCGAAGACGGCUCUGCACCCCACCUUUUUGGGUGCUCAAGCCCGGAAAGAGAAAGGUAAAGAUUUCGCUCAAGAACGCCUUGCAAUGCUCAUAGAUAGUCGUAACACGGGCAAAAAGCAAGAUGGUAGGAGUGUGAUGUGGUGGUAAGUGUGAUGGCCACCCGUUCUUGACGAUGUGACAAUUGUUGGAGAACGGGGGCUGGUGGUUAUGUUGAUACACGGCGAAAAUAGAAGAUCACCAACAUCUAGACUUUACGGAAGUCUGGAUCGGUGGUCAGCAAGAGCCAAUUACAGUGACC